Trichomonas vaginalis G3 is the source of this 462-nucleotide messenger RNA. RefSeq lists its product as uncharacterized. The coding region runs from base 1 to 462 and encodes 153 amino acids. NCBI's taxonomy places the organism in Eukaryota, Parabasalia, Trichomonadida, Trichomonadidae. The transcript has a single exon. The record is from RefSeq and is a predicted model, not a curated record.
AUGGAAGAAGAAGCUGAAUUCAAUCAAAUUGCAGAAACAAUACAAAAUAUAAUAAACUCCAUUAAUGAAUCAAAGCUUAACAACGAUAUAAAGUCAGUAAUGAACCAAAGACAAAAUCUUUCAAAAAUAUAUCCAAGAUUAUACGAAUUAAAGCAAAAAAUAAUCAAUUACAGAGGUAUAAGUAAGUCAAAAAACGUUAUUAAUAAGGUAGAUAUGAUUGGAAGACAAUAUAUGAUUGUCAUGGCUGAUGAUUCACCGGAUAACUCAGAUUCUAUUGAAAUUGAGCGUCAAGAAAUUGAUUUACCUGAAGAUUCGAGAAGUAAUAACUCAUCAAUGCUUGAAGCAACUGAAGAAGAAAAGGUUAUCGAAACUAAUACAACAGAAAACGAAUUUAUGCAAUCAAUAUUAUACGCAGUAAUAUUUUGCAUUCUCAUGGGUGUGAUAUGGACCGGUUUUAUUUGA